Messenger RNA from Nylanderia fulva, 3547 nucleotides. Lineage: Eukaryota; Metazoa; Arthropoda; Insecta; Hymenoptera; Formicidae. The record is from RefSeq and is a predicted model, not a curated record.
GAUGAUAGUCAGUCGCUCGUCGGAUCUCGACGAGUAAAGUUGCCUAUACCGUCUUCGUUAUUAAUUUGCAUAAGAAUAUAUAGACAGUUGCGAUAAAGUGCGAGAUUUGAUUUCGGUUUAUAUUCGGAACUACGUAAUAUGUACUAUUAGUAUACAAGUUUAAUAAAAUAAUUUCUUUUCUCAACAUGGUAUACGUAAUCGCUUUGACGGUGAUAGCGGGCGCCUUAGGCCUUUAUUAUUAUGUCUUUAAGAAUUUGGACUAUUUUAAGAAACAUAAUAUACCGCAUAAGAAGCCACUUCCCAUAUUAGGAAAUAUGGGAGCAAUAAUUUUCCGUCGUCAAUCAAUAGCUGAUCUUGUCAAGGACAGUUACGAUGUACAUCCCAAGGCCAAGUACGUCGGCAUGUUUGAUAUGACGACUCCACUUGUAGUGAUUCGUGAUCCAGAGCUUAUUAAAUCUAUCGCAUUAAAAAAUUUCGACCUAUUCACUGAUCAUCGCACUAUGCUCGAGGAACAUCAAGAUCCAUUAUUCGGCAAAAAUCUUUUUUCUCUCAAAGGAGAAAGAUGGCGACAAGUACGGCCCUUACUGAGUCCAGCUUUCACAUCCAGCAAGAUGAAAAGUAUGUUUAAGCUAAUGUCAGAUUACGCCGGUGAAUUUAGCAAUUACUUGACGCAAUUGCCAGCAGAGAAGAGAGUAGUAAUGGAUAUAAAAGAAGUCUUCACGAAAUAUACAAGUGACGUAAUAGCUACCUGUGCUUUUGGAAUUACUGUUGAUUCUAUGAGAAACCCGAAAAAUGAAUUCUAUGUUAUGGGAAAGGAGGCUACCACAUUCAGUACUAUCGCCUUUUUAAAGAUGUAUCUAUUAAGAUAUUUGCCUUGGCUCACACAUAUUAAAAUAAGACUUUUUCCUGAAAAAAUAUCGAAUUUCUUUCACGAGCUUGUAGAAACCACCAUAAAAACUAGGGAUGAAAAGGGUAUCGUACGUCCGGACAUGCUGCAACUUAUGAUGGAUUCCAGAGGCAAGGAGGACAAAGCACAACUAUCUAUCGAAGAUAUGGUAUCUCAGGCGUUCAUUUUCUUUUUUGGCGGCUUCGAGAGCACUUCGACAUUAAUGUGCUUUCUUGUUCACGAGAUCGCGGUGAAUGAGAACAUACAAAAAAGGCUUCAAAAUGAAAUCGAUCAGGUCUUGGAAGAAUCAAAUGGACAAGCACCAUACGAAAUGGUUAAUAACAUGGAAUACUUGGAUGCCGUAAUCAGCGAAGCUCUAAGAAUGUAUCCGGUUGCUACAGCAGUGGACAGAGUAUGCGUGAAAGAAUUUGAGUUGCCUCCGACGUUGCCAGGAAUGAAGCCCCUUAUUAUAAAAAAAGGAGAAGCUUUAUGGUUACCGAUUUAUGGACUUCAUCAUGAUCCGCAGUAUUUUGAAGAUCCAGAAAAGUUCGAUCCUGAACGAUUUCUUGGUGAGCGAAAGAAAGAGAGUCUGAACUCUGGAGCUUACCUUCCAUUUGGACUGGGUCCCAGGAUGUGCAUUGGUAACAGAUUCGCUCUAAUGGAGACGAAAGUUCUGGUGUUUCAUCUAUUAGCACGUUGCGAUUUAAAAGCUUGCGAAAAAACACUGUUACCACUCAAGAUUGCUAAAGACGGUUUUAAUAUGAAGCCCGAAGGUGGUUUCUGGCUGAAUUUAUCACCAAGAAAAAAUAUUCAUCGCACUAUUGCUACCAAUGUUGUCAAGAAGCACAUUAAAUUACUUCUCGCUAUAAAUGCGAUUAAAUUAUUGAGAUACUUUAACUUCUCUUGCGUAAGCGAUGACGUCAUGAGUACACACAUAAUGAGAAAGAUCACUCCAAUGACAAACAAGUUUAAUAAAAUAAUUUCUUUCUUCAACAUGGUAUAUGUAAUCGCAUUGACGGUGAUAGCGGGCGCUGUAGGUCUCUAUUAUGUUUUCAAAGAUUUGAACUUUUUCAAGAAACAUGAUAUACCGUAUAAGACGCCACUUCCCUUGCUAGGAAAUACGGGAGCAUUAUUCUUACGUCGACAAUCAGUAAUUGACUAUGUCAUGGGUAUUUAUAAUUUACAUCCCGAAGCCAAGUAUGUUGGCCUGUUUGAUAUGACAGAUAAACUUAUAGUGCUACGCGAUCCUGAUCUUAUUAAAUCUAUCAUGUUGAAAAAUUUCGACAUAUUUAUGGAUCGUCGCAUUUUCGUAGAAGAACAUCAAGAUCCAUUAUUCGGCAAAAAUCUUUUCUUUCUCAAAGGAGAUAAAUGGCGGCAAGUACGGUCUUUAUUGAGUCCAGCUUUUACGUCCAGCAAGAUGAAAAGUAUGUUUAAACUGAUGUCGGAUUACGCUGCUGAAUUUAGCAAUUACUUGAUGCAAAUGCCAGUGGAGAAGCGGAUAAUGGAUAUAAGAGAAGCCUUCACGAGGUAUACUAAUGACGUAAUAGCUACUUGCGCUUUUGGCGUUAGUGUUGAUUCCAUGAGAAACCCGAAGAACCAAUUUUACGUUUACGGCAAGGAGGCUACCAAUUUCGGGAUUGCCACUUUUUUGAAGAUAUAUGUGUAUCGAGUUCUACCUUGGGUGGCAGAAAUAUUUAAAAUAAGACUUAUUUCUCGACACAUAGCAGAUUUCUUUCGAGACCUCGUAGAAACUACCAUAAAAACUAGGGAUAAAAAUGGUAUCGUUCGUCCGGACAUGCUGCAACUUAUGAUGGAUUCCAGAGUUAAGGAGGGCAAAGAACUGUCUAUUCAAGAUAUAGUAUCUCAAGCGUUCCUCUUCUUCCUUGGCGGCUUCGAUGGCACUUCGAUGUUAAUGUGCUUCGUCGCUCACGAGAUCGCGGUAAAUCAGGAAGUACAAAAGAAACUUCAAAGUGAAAUCAAUCAAGUUUUGGAAGAGUCAAAUGGACAAGCACCAUAUGAAAUAGUUAAUAACAUGGAAUACUUGGAUGCUGUGAUCAGCGAGACUCUUAGAAUGUAUCCGGUAGCUCCAUUUAUGGAUAGAGUAUGCAUGAAAGAAUUUGAGUUGCCUCCGACAUUACCAGGACUGAAACCCUAUACUAUAAAAAAAGGACAAGCCGUAUGGAUACCGAUUUAUGGAUUUCAUCAUGAUCCGCGUUAUUUUGAAGAGCCGGAAAAAUUCGAUCCCGAACGAUUCCUUGGUGAGCGGAAGAAAGAAAGCCUCAACUCCGGUGCUUAUCUUCCAUUUGGGCUGGGUCCUAGGAUGUGCAUUGGUAAUAGAUUCGCUUUAAUGGAAACGAAAAUUCUGCUGUUUCAUCUAUUAGCACGUUGCGAUUUGGAAGUUUGCGCAAAAACACAGAUACCGCUUAAAAUCGGUAAAGAUGGUUUUAAUAUGAGACCCGAAGGCGGCUUCUGGUUAAAUAUAUUACCAAGAAAAAAUAUUCAUCACACUGUUUCUACCAAUGCUAGAACAAAAUGACAGAACAGAAAAAUGAAUUGAAUGAAUUUUUUAAUAUAUUGUUUCUUCUUAUUUUGUUAAUCGUACACUCGGGCUAUAUUAAUUUAAAAAAAAUAGUUUUUUAUUUGUUACUUUUAUAAAGUUAU